This is a messenger RNA of Priapulus caudatus, 3800 nucleotides long. Its product is annotated as ER degradation-enhancing alpha-mannosidase-like protein 2. Gene Ontology annotation, cellular component: endoplasmic reticulum; membrane. Lineage: Eukaryota; Metazoa; Priapulida; Priapulimorpha; Priapulimorphida; Priapulidae. Gene Ontology annotation, molecular function: mannosyl-oligosaccharide 1,2-alpha-mannosidase activity; calcium ion binding. Gene Ontology annotation, biological process: carbohydrate metabolic process; mannose trimming involved in glycoprotein ERAD pathway; endoplasmic reticulum mannose trimming. The transcript has 13 exons. The coding region runs from base 7 to 2670 and encodes 887 amino acids. The record is from RefSeq and is a predicted model, not a curated record.
AUAAAGAUGGCAGCGCCCUGUCUAGUUUUACAAUUAUUUUUAGCCGGUGUAUUUCUUGUGAAUAGACACACGCAUUCAGCUACUGUUAGGGUGUUCACAGAAAAUGAAAUUACAAAAUACAGGGAGAGAGUGUCGCGAAUGUUCCAUCAUGCAUAUGAUAGCUAUAUCCAAAAUGCUUACCCUUACGAUGAAUUACGCCCUUUGACCUGUGACGGGUUCGACACUUGGGGAAGUUUCUCUCUGUCUCUCAUCGAUGCCUUGGACACACUCGCAGUUCUGGGUAACUACAGUGAGUUCAGACGUGUGGCCCACCUACUCAUAGACAAGGCCAACUUUGACAUUGAUGUUAAUGUGUCUGUUUUUGAGACAAACAUCAGAGUGGUUGGAGGUUUGCUGUCCGCACAUCUGCUUUCUCACAGAGCCGGCAUGCAGCUAGAAGACGGAUGGCCUUGCUCCGGGCCUCUGCUGCGGCUCGCUGAGAAUGUUGCAAACAGGCUCCUUCCGGCGUUUGACACCUACACUGGGAUGCCAUAUGGGACAGUAAACCUGCGUCACGGUGUCCCAAGUGGGGAGACGACGGUGACCUGCACUGCUGGUGUCGGCACAUUCAUCGUUGAGUUUGGCUCCCUGAGCCAGCUCACUGGCGACCAGAGGUUCCAGUAUGUUGCGCUGCAAGCCCUGAAGGCCCUUUGGAAGUACAGAUCUAAUGUUUCAUUGGUUGGCAAUCACAUAGAUGUGCAGUCGGGCGAGUGGACAGCAUCGGAGGCAGGCAUCGGUGCUGGAGUCGACUCCUAUUUUGAAUAUUUAGUCAAAGGUGCCAUUAUGUUCCAGAAGCCCGAACUCAUGGAUCAGUUUAGAGAAUACUAUGGUGCUAUUCAGCGAUACCUCAACAGAGAUGAUUGGUACUUCUGGGCUAGCAUGGACAAGGGUCAGAUCACGCUGCCUGUCUUUCAGAACUUGGAGGCAUUCUGGCCUGGAUUACUUACACUGGUCGGUGAACUGGAUCAGGCAAAGAAGUCCCUGCAUAAUUACCAUCAGGUGUGGAAACAGUUUGGAUUCACGCCCGAGUUUUAUAAUGUGCCUACAAACGAAGCUCGCAAAAACCGGGAGGGUUAUCCACUCAGACCAGAGUUAAUCGAGAGCACCAUGUACUUGUACCAGGCAACGAGGGACCCUGUCCUACUGCAGGUUGGGGUUGACAUCCUCGAGUCAAUUGAACACAGCGCAAAGACGUCAUGCGGAUACGCGACGAUACACAAUGUUAAUACUCACUCGCUGGAUAACCGAAUGGAGUCAUUCUUCCUGUCAGAGACAACUAAGUACCUGUACCUGCUUUUUGAUCCAGACAACUUUAUACAUAAUACAGGUUCGCAGGGCACAGUAAUACAGACGGCGGGUGGGGAGUGUGUGAUCGAUGCAGGCGGUUAUAUAUUCAACACAGAGGCACACCCAUUAGACAUGGCUGCCGUCUACUGCUGCAGCACGCAGAAAGCACAGGAUGACGUGCUUCUACAGGAGUUUCAUGACCAGUUGGAUCUGCUGGCUCUACUGGACCUCACCGACAGCAAGUAUAAGAAAAGGUUCCGCAAAGCCAAGCAAGAGGAGCAGGAACAGGAUACAGUCGACAGAAUUCUGUCUCUUAUCACAACAGGUGACGUGUUCAAGCAUAAGCAGGGCACGUUGCAGCGUAACAUGGGCCCAGGCGUCGGAACAAUUGAGCAGGUGGCACUGGACGACGACGAAGAUAUGGUAGAUGGUCGCGGUGCCAGGGAAACAACCAACGUCACCGAAGCUGAUACCGGCGAUGACACAUUGGGCGAAUUGGGCAAGAACUUUGAUACACACGGAAUAAGCUCAGGUGGCAUUGAUGGGUCACCUGGUGUAGAUGUUGGUGGUGGAGCAGAAAUGCCCGGUCCUCACGACGAAGACGGUGAAAAGGAAACGGUAGAUAGUAUUACGCAGGAAACAGUAGAACACCAGAUGGAAGAGCUAAAGAGGAGGAUCGUCAUGCAUACUGACACUGUCAGACAGAUGACUGGAACAAAAAUUGCUGGAUAUGGAGCCGAUCGCCAUGAGGUUGUUAAUUUGGACGCAAAAUUGCAGGAUGGGCAGAAGCAGCAACAACAGCAGCAGCAACAGCAGCAGGAGCAGAAAGACAUACAGGCAGAAGGCAAGGAUCCACAGCUACAUCCAGACUCGCACAGCACUUCGGAAGAAACAGUAGAUUCCUCAAGUACUGUCCGACCAGAUGGUGUAACUAAGCAGCCUUCCGACUUAGAGAAGGUGCAGGCAGCGGAAGUCAGCAAAUCGCUCAGGACUCUCGAGCGAUUCAACGACUUUCUGACAGAGAUGAUUGCGAAGCUGGAGAUGGGAGGAAGUGUGUCUGCGGACGAUCAGGCUGUGUUAAUGGGAAGGAAGCCCUUACUAGAUGACGCUGCUCACAGUGGCGCCCCCGAUUGGACAACUCUGCUGCGUCCGUACGCGGAUGUGGACCAGAUUGUGCGCACCGGCAGCUCAGGUCACACAGAGGAAGGCGACGAGUUGUGGCUGAACAGGCUACUCAGCCAGGGGGCGCCACGGCGACCGCGUAGCCGGCAAAGUUCACUCACUUGCACCUCACAAAAGUUUUCCUCCCGGCUGUCACACAUGGGUCAGAUGUUUAAUGACUGACCGCUUCCAUUUCUUUCCCUUCUUGUCUCGAGUACUACCACCAUCUAGCUUGUACUAACUUAAGAAUGGCAGUGCCAUUCUAACGGGGAAAUUCGCGACCAAAGAUUGUUGUAUGGCCUAUAUUACAUUCAGUCUACGUUUCCGUUGAAACGCAUUAGACGGGGUACAGAGUGUUCGUGUCUAUCACCCAUCCAGAAAUUUGCUUGAGUCGUUCCCGAGUUAAGUAUUUGGAAUAGGAGUACAGGUGAAAACUGAAGCAUAUUAAGCUAUCGUGCAUUUAACUCGUCUCCCAUUCGUGGCAUUGAUGGCAGCAGUUUCACAAGGUUCGAAGCUGUAUUGCAGGAAACUCAGUUCAACUUAGGACUCCACCAGGACUAAUGUUCUCUUCCUGCCUGCUAGUAUCAAUGGACAGACCAGCACGGUGUUGUGACCAUGACCUCGUGAAGCAGGAGGAUAAAUGAAUAACAACAACAACAACAACAAGUAUGCCAGUACUGCCGGAACUACAAAGCGGAUGAAAAAAUCUUGGAGACAUUCUAGUCGAUGCAGAGAUAGAGGAAGAAUUCCACACACUGUAUUAUGAUGACGUCUACCUAGAUUACAAUAGGCAGUGUUUUUGUGUUGCUUUGAUCAUACAUGUUUUCAAUGCCUUUGUGCCAGUAAUGAGUGUGAUAUAACAACAUGGCUUGCAAUGGUAAAUAUAAUAACACAGAAUAGAGUAUCCCAUUAUUACACGCCCACCAUGACUUAGUGCUCAGAAAUGGACUGUAAGUUUCUCACAGUAUUUGUUUCGGAACUAGUACAGCUUCUUUGUCAUUGCUCCUGCUUGUUAAAACUGUCUUCUCAUGAAUGGUUGUUGGCUGAAAUGUGCUGGCUAAUGCACCUGUAGUGGGUGGCCAUGGUUAUCAUUGAGAAUAGGGCUAAUUGCAAGAGAUUCUUAUAUGGUGAAGUUGUGUGAUAAAAAUUAGGGUGUUAUGUUAAUGCUCAUGUUGUCUCUGUUAUAUCUGUGUGAACUUCAUGUGUCCAUGAUAUAGUAGGAUUAUAUUUGUUGGGUUUCAUCAUAAAUAUACAUAUAGUUACGUAUAUAUAUUAUUUUUAUUGUUGGAAAAUAUAAUAUUUUUAUUUAUAUA